This is a messenger RNA of Rotaria sp. Silwood1, 294 nucleotides long. NCBI's taxonomy places the organism in Eukaryota, Metazoa, Rotifera, Eurotatoria, Philodinida, Philodinidae. The record is from the annotation of a GenBank genome assembly.
AUGUUAACUAUCAUCAACCGUCUAGUUAUAUUAUUAACGAUAAUUAUCACUUACCAAGGAUGUUGUUGUAAAUCGAUAAGUCUUCGAGUUUAUCAUGAAUCUUCAGGUGUUGAUUGUAUUUGGCAGGGUGAUGCACCAUUUUGUUUUAUUGGUUCUGGUUGUCCAUUAAAAAUGACCACUGUCAAAACUGAUAAAUACGGUGAUAGUGAUUAUUGUUUGAUUGGAUAUAAAACAUAUUGUUGUGUUAAUUUUAGGUUAGUCUUAGAAUAUUCAAUAUAUGAAGCUUUAUUUUAA